Molecule: messenger RNA, 618 nt
Organism: Aspergillus welwitschiae
Lineage: Eukaryota; Fungi; Ascomycota; Eurotiomycetes; Eurotiales; Aspergillaceae
Product: glutathione S-transferase
Exons: 5
Coding region: 1-618 (205 amino acids)
Biological process (GO): glutathione metabolic process
Molecular function (GO): glutathione transferase activity
Source: RefSeq, a predicted model, not a curated record
AUGUCCACACAAACCUCCCAAAUAGUCUACCACUACCUCGACAUCGGCCGCCUAGGCCGCGGUGAAGUCGUCAGGCUCUUCCUCAAAGACGCCGGUAUCGAAUUCACCGAAGUCCGCUACCCGUACGAUGAUACCUGGCCCCAGGCUAGCAAAAAGCUGCAGGAGCAGGGUAUCAGUCGAAGCGGGCUGGUUCCUGCGCUCGAGUACAAGGGGAAGAUUCUGACGCAGCACAUCCCCAUUCUCCGCUACCUAUCGCGCGACCUCGGCCGCUACGACGGCGAGACUAACUGGGAGAAGUACAUCGUUGAUGUGGUGGCUGAUAUUUAUAUCGAUUGGAGGAGCGAAUGGGUCUCCAAUUUCAUGCAAGCAUCCGAGAAAUACAAAAAUGAAACCACGGCCAAGUACUACGAUCUCGUAGGAAAAUACUAUGCCGAAACGGAGGGUCCGUAUCUUCUAGGCGAUAAGGUCACGUAUGCGGAUUUUGCCGUCUAUCAGAGCAUGGAUAAUGAUCGGAGGACGGGGACUAUUGUGGCGGAUCUUCCUGAGUCGCUGGUCAGGCUUAGGGAUGCUUUUGAGAAGAGGGAGAAUAUUGCAGCGUAUAUUGAGGAGACGAAGUAG